Molecule: messenger RNA, 1895 nt
Organism: Ananas comosus (pineapple)
Lineage: Eukaryota; Viridiplantae; Streptophyta; Magnoliopsida; Poales; Bromeliaceae
Product: 5'-nucleotidase SurE
Exons: 10
Coding region: 153-1394 (413 amino acids)
Molecular function (GO): nucleotidase activity
Source: RefSeq, a predicted model, not a curated record
UCUCUCCUCUUAAUCUCCUUAAUCGCAUUGUUAGAAUCUGUCUCUCUCUCCUCCCGCUUCCUUUCUUCUUCUUCUUCUUCUCCUCCCUCGUUUCCUUCUCCUUCACACUAGGGUUUCCUCCUUCUCCAAUUAGGGUUUCUCCAACAGCGCCAAUGACGACCACUCCGGAUUCGGGGAGGAGCAACCACCUCCCAGCAUCGCUCGUCGCCAAUCUACAGAGCGUGCUGAUCGGAAGAGGCCGGAGCGGCGGCGGAGAUGGGGAGGAAACUGGGGAAACGAAACCUACGCCGUCGUCGGAGGCGGAGGCGGAGGUGGAGGAGGAGACCGGAGCCCCCUCCAACGCCGCCGAGGCGACCGUGGCGGAGUCCGAUCCGGCCGGCGAUGGAUCGGAGAAGGUGGAAAAGCCGGUGGUCCUCGUGACCAACGCCGACGGGAUCGGAUCGCCGGGGCUUACCUCCCUCGUCGAGGCCCUCGUUCGCGGGGGGCAGUGUGACGUCAGCGUCUGCGCCCCCGAAUCGAACAAGUCAGCUUCGGCUCAUUCAGUUACCAUUCGGGAGACCCUUGCCGUAACCUCUGUGGAGAUUACUGGUGCCAAAGCUUUCGAGGUUACAGGUACUCCAGCUGAUUGUGUUUCUUUGGCGUUAUCUGGGGCUUUAUUUUCUUGGUCUAGGCCAGCUCUGGUGAUCAGUGGAAUUAACAGUGGAUCAGUUUGCGGACAUCAAAUCUUCUACUCUGGUGCUGUUGCUGGUGCUAGAGAAGCUUUAAUGCAUGGCAUACCAUCACUGUGUAUCUCUUUGCAUUGGAAGAAGGAUGAAAGUCAAGAAAGUGAUUUCAAGGAUGCAGUUGAUAUUUGUAUGCCAUUGAUACAGGCAGCUAUUAGAGAUAUUGAAAAGGGAUCUUUCCCUAGAAGUUGUAUUCUAAACAUAGGAAUUCCCAGAUUCCCUUCUGCUAACAAGGGCUUCAAGUUAACCAGACAGAGUCUUUGGAAAUUGACUCCUAACUGGCAGGCUAUCACAGCAAACAGGAAUCCUUCUGCUGCGCAUUUCAUGUCUAUGCAUCAAAGCCUUGGUGUUCAGCUUGCACAACUUGGGAAGGAUGCUUCUGCAGCUGGAGCAGCACGUCGCAUAAAUGCUCAAAGGAAAACUGUGGAAGUAGAAUCUGUGGCAGCAGCUGGAAAACCAGAGACUCGAGAAGUCGUGAAGAAGUUCUUCCGGUUAGAGUUUCUCGACAAGCAACAGGAAGAUUUAGAUGAGGAUCUUGAUUUCAGAGCUUUAGAGGAUGGCUUUAUAACUGUCACUCCUUUACAUAUACAAUUGGACGUGGUACCUGAGAUCCAAGCCUUGGCUUCAGCUUGGCUCGACUCGGCUCUAACGGGAGAGAAAGAAGCUCAAUGAAGCCAACUAACUUGCUCGUUCUAACAUGUAUACCCUCAUAGGUGCCCAAUGUUUCUUUUCCUCUUUUCUUUCGAUGGUGUUUCAUUUUCUCCCUCUCGCUUUCCCCAAAAUCUUUGCUGCUCUCUCCAUUUUGUUCGCUGAUGGCUUUGAUAAUCAGCUUGUCGAUGUAGCCAAAGAUACCCAUGCUCGAUCUGAUCAACUAAUGUAAUUGGAGGGAGCAUGUGGUGUAUUUAUUCAGUGUUUCUUCUUUGAAAUAUUUGUGGUUUUGAUCCCAGUUUGUUUUAGGGAGCAUGUGGUGUAUUUAUUCAGUGUUCCUUCUUAGAAAUAUUUGUGGCUUCAAUGUAAGUUUGUGUUGUUUCAUUCAUGGAAGCGGGUGUUUGGUGGAAUGGAUUGAUUCAGCUUAUUGAGAGAUGGGCGGUCUUUCCCGUUGUGACGCCUUAUCUCGAUUUUUCAGUGUAAUCAGAAGUUUGUGCUAUCAUUGUGCAAUGUUUAUUUUUCAUA